Messenger RNA from Scomber japonicus (chub mackerel), 1223 nucleotides. RefSeq names its product complement C1q-like protein 2. The coding region runs from base 181 to 1065 and encodes 294 amino acids. The transcript has 8 exons. Lineage: Eukaryota; Metazoa; Chordata; Actinopteri; Scombriformes; Scombridae. Gene Ontology annotation, molecular function: protein binding. The record is from RefSeq and is a predicted model, not a curated record.
UCUAACAUGUUUGCUUUUAGUGUUGAAGGAUCUUUGGUGUUAUUUUUGCAUUCGUUAUCAAAGACAGCUGUUUAAUUCUCAUACAGCAGUUCAGUGACCUGUUUUACAUGGAUAUAAAGACGGGAACUGAGUGAGUGGUGUCAGACUGCAUCUUGCUGUCUAAAGAGGUGAUAUUUCACAAUGAGGCGUGCUGCAGCUUUUCUGGUGUUGUUGCUCUGUCUGUACUGGACAAGGGCUCGGGGUGAGAGUGGAGGGGUGGGUGUCAAAUCAACCAGUGAUCAGACCAACAUCACCCCUGACAUCUGGGCUGAGCUGAAGGAGCUGAGAGACAUGGCCAUCCAACACAGUGUGGAGCUGACGAACACCAAGAGCAAGAUGGAGAAGCUGGAGCAGGAGAAUACAGCCAUACAGACCAGACUGACAGCCAGUGAAUGGAAGAAUGCAGUUUUGGAAAAUGUGGUCAAAGAGCUCCAGAGAGAGAACACAGAUCUUCUAGACAGAGUAACAUCAUUGGAAGAUCAGAACAAAGUGUUGGAGGCCAGAAUGAACGCCAGUGAAAACGAGGUGGAGGAGCUCAAGAGACAGAGUGCAGAUAUGAUGACCAGAAUGAACGCCAGUGAAAACGAGGUGAAGGAGCUCAAGAGACAGAUUGCAGACCAACCAAAGGUGGCGUUCUCUCUUGGUCUCACUGACAACGGACGUAUUGGACCCUUCAAUACUGACAUCACACUUAAGUUCAGUAAAGUCGUCACCAACUUUGGUCAGGGCUACAGUCCAACUACAGGUCUCUUCACAGCCCCAGUCAGAGGAGCCUACUACUUCUCAUUAACUCUACUGGAUAACCGGUCUGGUGUAAACACUCGUGUUUUUCUCUAUCACAAUGACAAGAAAGUGUUGACCAGUUAUAUUCACAAUGUAGAUGGCGCGGAAAGUGUUUCUAAUUCACUGGUUCUUCGGCUGGAAAAGGGGGAUGUGGUCUACAUGGUUUUACCUGCUGACCAUACUGCAUUCGAUGAUAGUCAUGCUUAUACUACCUUUAACGGAUUUCUGCUUUUUCCACUGUGAGACUCAAACAUGAGAAUUGAUUUACCCAAAUGUUUGGCAUAGUGUAUACGCAAGUCAUACAGUAUUCAUGUGUAUAUGAAAGGAUGCACAUUGUUGCUGUGUUGACUUUGCUCUGCAACAAACUACAUAUGAAAUAAAAGAAUGAAUAUGAGGUUAAA